AACAAGAGAGGAACGAACAGAGAGACACACACAAACUCUGAGAGAGAGAGAGAGAGAGAGAGAGAUUUUCUCACAGAGAGAUUCAUCUUGGAGCUUUCAAUUCUCGCUGUUUAUCGAUCUGUCUUCGUCAAGUCUCUCUUUUUCACACGUUGUUUCGCUUCGCCAGCUAGAUUUUUCGCGCCGAUCUAUUCACUCAGCUCGUCAAAAUUUUCUGGGGUUUUCAAUUGGAGCGAGGAUUCGACAGAGGAAGACAGUUGAAGCGAAUUGCAGUAUGAGCAUCGAGAGCCCCGGAGAAGGGGACAAUUAGGGUUUUGGGAUUCGGAGAAGAGGGUUGGGAUUUCCAUGGGCGAUGGAGGCGUCGCAUGCAUGCCUUUGCAGCAUAAUAUCAUGGACAGGUUUCCAAUUCAGGACAAGACUACGAUUUGCGGAGGCAAGACUGCUAACAAUGGCUUCAAUUCCAAGCCGGUUAAGAAGAAGAAGAUAGUGAAGGUAAUGAAGCCCAAGAAGAAAGUCGUCAAGAAGCCCGGGUUUUCAAAGAACGUAGAAUCUGAAGGAAGCGAAUUGGGAUUGGAUAAAGGUGGUAACAGUGUUUCAAAAGAAGCUGAGAAUGGUGAAAAUGCUGAGGAUAAGAAGGAGGAAGUGGAAGAGGGUGAAUUGGGGACUUUGAAGUGGCCCAAAGUGGAAGUGGAGAAUGGUGAAUUCGUGCCAGAGAAAUCGAGAAGAAUUGAGAUUGAGAAGGGAGAGAUUGUCGGUGAGAAAUGGAGGAGAAGUGAGGUGGAGAAAGGAGAUUCCUUUUCUGGGAAAUGGCGAAGAGGGGACAUAGAGAAAGGAGAGAUAGUUCCAGAGAGGACCAGAAAAGGGGAAACUGAAUUCGGGUCGUGGAGACCACCCAAGGAUGAAAUUGAGAAAGGUGAGUUCAUUCCAGAUAGAUGGCAGAAAGGGGAAGUGGCCAGAGAUGACUACGGUCACAGUAAAAUGCGUAGGUAUGAUAUGGGUAAGGAUAAAGGCUGGAAAUUUGAGCGUGAGAGGACGCCACCUUCUGGGAAGUAUUCAAACGAUGAUGCUUUUAGAAGGAAAGAAUUUAAUAGAAGUGGAAGUCAGCAGAGCAAGAGUACUGCCAGGUGGGAGACUGGUUCAGAGAGGAAUAUAAGGAUCAGUUCAAAAAUUGUUGACGAGGACGGGGUGUACAAAAAUGAGUACAGCAAUGGUAAGUACUACCCAAGGGAGUACCCUCCUGUUAAUCGGUUAAAAAGGUAUGGUACCGAUUCAAGUAUCAGUGAGCGCAAGCACUAUGGAGACUAUGGGGAUUAUCCAGGUGCAAAAAGUCGCAGGCUUUCUGAUGACACCAAUCGCUCCGCCCACCCUGAGCAUUAUUCACGCCGUUCUGUGGAGAGGUCUUAUCGGAAUCCUUCUUCGUCAAGAGUUGCAGCAGACAAAUACCCCUCCAGGCAUUAUGAAUCUACUUUGUCUUCCAGAGUGGUUUAUGACAGGCAUGGGAGAAGUCCAGGUCAUUCUGAGCGGUCCCCACGUGACCGGGUCCGGUAUUAUGAUCACCGGGAUAGGAGUCCAAUGCGCCGGGAAAGAUCUCCAUAUGUCCAUGAGAGGUCCCCAUAUGGUCGUGAGAAAUCACCAUAUGGUCGUGAGAGAUCACCAUAUGGACGUGAGAGAUCACCAUAUGGUCGUGAGAGAUCUCCACUUGGUCAGGAAAGAUCUCCAUAUGAUAGGAGUCGUCAGUAUGAUCAUAGAAACCGCAGUCUGUCUCCACAAGAUCGACCUCGAUUGCAUGACCGCAGGGAUCACUCUCCAAACUAUUUGGAGCGGUCCCCACAUGAUCGGAGUAGGCCUAAUAAUCAUCGGGAGACAAGUCGGAAAAGUGGAGCAACUGAAAGGCGGAGCUCCCAUUAUGGUAAGAGAGGGCAAGAAGAUAAGCUGGUGCAGAAGGAUCCCAGUGGAAAAGACUCAUAUUCGUCCACUAAAGAAUCUCAAGAUAGAAGCACUGUGCCUGACAUUAAUGGAUCUGUGGAGACAAAUGCGAACUGUGAAUCUCACAAAGAAGAGCCGUCUCAAAUUCCAAGUGUAAAUUGCAAAGAAACUUCUCAAAUCAGUGUAGCCCCUCCUGAAGAGCUGCCUUCUAUGGAAGAAGAUAUGGAUAUAUGUGACACGCCACCACAUGUCCCAGUGGUUACUGAUUCAUCCACAGGGAAAUGGUUUUACCUCGAUUAUUAUGGUGUGGAACGUGGGCCUUCAAAGUUAUGUGAACUUAAAACACUUGUUGAAGAAGGAGCUCUGAUGUCUGAUCACAUGGUCAAGCACUCGGAUAGUGAUAGGUGGGUAACUGUUGAAAAUGCAGUUUCACCACUGGUAACUGUAAAUUUCCCAUCCAUUGUAUCAGACUCUAUAACUCGACUAGUAAGCCCUCCAGAAGCUUCUGGUAAUCUAUUGGCGGAUACUGGAGAUACUGGGCAAUAUGAUACUCAGAGUGGAAAGGAGGCAGCAAUCACUUUGCUGCCGCCAGGAUUCUGUGCAGAUGUUGGUAUAACUGCUUCUGAGCCUUUAAAAGAUCUCCACAUUGAAGAAAGGGUUGGAGCUCUGAUGGAGGGUUUAACAGUUAUUCCUGGCAGGGAGCUUGAAGCUGUUGGAGAGGUUUUGCAAAUGUCAUUUGAACAUGCACAACGAGAGGGAUGGGGAAACACAGAAGGCUUCACUCAAGGUCAUGAUGGUGAACAGUAUGAUCAGAAAACGGAGGAACCAGGAUAUUCUGACAUUAAAAUAAAAGAAGCUGCAGAAAUCAGGUUGACUGCACCCUCUGACAAGGACACUGGUUUUUCUUGUGGUGAUUCUGGUGACUGGUUCUCUGGUCGAUGGUCAUGCAAGGGUGGUGAUUGGAAGAGGAAUGAUGAAGCUUCACAAGAGAGGUCUUCUAGGAAGAAACUUGUUGUCAAUGAUGGUUUCCCAUUAUGCCAGAUGCCAAAGUCUGGGUAUGAAGAUCCUCGAUGGCAUCGAAAAGAUGAAUUGUAUUAUCCUUCACAGAGCAGAAGGCUUGAUCUACCUAGUUGGGCUUUUUCAUGUCCAGAUGAGAUGAGUGAUUGUAGUGGUGUGGGCAGAACGACUCAAAUUAAGACUACUGUCAUAAAAGGAGUAAAAGGAACUAUGCUUCCAGUAGUCAGGAUAAAUGCUUGUGUUGUUAAAGACCAUGGUUCAUUUGUUUCUGAGCCUCGCAUGAAAGUUCGGGGAAUGGAGAGGUAUACGUCAAGGUCUGCUCGGUCAUAUUCUGCCGGCAGUGAUGGGAAGAGAUCAUCGGGAGAAGGUGAUUCUCAGUUGAAACCAGUUAGCGACCGAGGUUCACAAGGCUCUUCGAAAUGCAUUACCUCCAUUAACAUCAACAAAGACCGUGUUUGCACAGUUGAUGACUUGCAGUUGCAUUUGGGUGACUGGUACUACCUUGAUGGUGCUGGGCAUGAACGAGGACCUUCAUCAUUUUCUGAGCUACAGGUCUUGGUUGAUCAAGGAGUGAUCCUAAAUCAUAGCAGUGUUUUCCGGAAAUUUGAUAAAGUCUGGGUUCCAGUUAGUUCUGCCGCAGAGACUUCUGAAGCUACUGAUAUGAAUCAGCAGGAGAAGAACAUAAUAUCUAGCGAUACUUCAGGGCUAGCUCCUUCACAAUCUCAAAGUGCUGUAUUUGACGAAUUAAACACAAAGUUGAGUUGGUUCCACAACCUGCACCCUCAGUUCAUUGGCUAUACCUGUGGAAAGCUUCAUGAAUUGGUGAUGAAAUCUUACAAAAGCCGGGAGUUCGCUGCCGCCAUAAAUGAUGUUUUAGACCCAUGGCUUAAUGCAAAGCAGCCCAAAAAAGAGUUGGAGAAGCACAUGUAUUGGAAAGCAGAUGGUGAUGCACGUAUUGCCAAAAGAGCCAGGUUGCUGGUUGAUGAAAGUGAAGAAGAAUAUGACCUGGGAGAGGACUUGCAAACAGUAGCAAAGGAUGAAUCUACAUUUGAGGAUUUAUGUGGUGAUACUUCUUUCAACAAAGAAGAGAGUGUGAGUUAUGGCUCAGAGAUGGGAAGCUGGGGUUUAUUGGAUGGGCAAGUGCUGGCACGAGUCUUCCAUUUCUUGAGACUAGACAUGAAAUCUCUUGCCUUUGCUUCUUUAACCUGUAAGCACUGGAGAGCUGCCAUCAGGUUUUACAAGGAUAUUUCCAGACAGGUUGACAUGUCAUCCUUGGGCCCUAGCUGCACUGAUUCCAUGAUUGUGAACAUUAUGAGUGGUUAUGGAAAAGAAAAGAUUAAUUCUAUGGUUCUAAUUGGUUGCACCAACAUCACUCCCCACACACUUGAAGAGAUUCUUGGUGCACUUCCUUGUUUAUCUACCGUAGAUAUCAGAGGUUGCAACCAGUUUGGUGAGUUGGUUAGUAAAUUUCAGAAUCUAAACUGGAUCAAGACCCGAAGUUCACAUGGUACAAAGAUAUUUGAGGAAUCCCAUUCGAAACUAAGGAGUCUGAAACACAUCACUGAGAAAUCUUCAUCUGUUUCCAAAAGUAAGGUUCUAGGUAAUGAUAUGGAUGAUUUUAGUGAACUGAAAGAGUACUUUGAUAGUGUGGAUAAGAGGGAGACAGCAAAUCAAUCAUUCCGGGGAAGUUUAUACAAACGCUCAAAACUGUUUGAUGCUAGACGGUCCUCAUCCAUUCUGUCUAGGGAUGCUCGCAUGAGGCGAUUAUCCAUUAAGAAAUCUGAACAUGGUUACAAGAAGAUGGAGGAAUUUGUUGCUUCAAGUCUGAAGGAUAUUAUGAAAGAGAAUACCUUUGAUUUUUUUGUCCCCAAGGUUGCAGAAAUUCAGGAUAGAAUGAGAAAUGGUCAUUACAUUCGCCGAGGAUUGAGUUCUGUCAAGGAAGAUAUCAGUCGAAUGUGCAGGGAUGCAAUAAAAGCAAAGAAUCGGGGUGAUGCUGGAGACAUGAAUCACGUUAUAACAUUAUUCAUUCAACUUGCCACUCGUUUAGAAGGUGCUUCUAAAUCUUCUCAUGAAAGAGAUGAGUUGAUCAAGUCAUGGGAAGAUGAUAGGUUUUCAGGGUUCUCUUCUGCCUCCAAGUAUAAAAAGAAGAUGAAUAAAGUAGCAACUGAAAAGAAGUAUUCGAAUAGGAGUAAUGGUACUUCCUUUUUGAAUGGUGGUCUGGAUUAUGGAGAAUAUGCAUCUGAUCGAGAAAUCAGAAGGCGUUUAUCCAGAUUGAAUAAAAAAUCUAUGGAUUCAGAAAGUGAAACCUCUGAUGAUCUUGACAGCUCUUCUGGAGGUAGCAAGAGCAAUAGUGAGAGUACUGCCUCAGAUACAGAAAGUGACUUGGAAUUGAGGUCACAAAGUCAAACUGGGCAGUCAAGAGCAGAUGGAAGCUUUACAUCUGAUGAGGGUUUCGAUUCUAUGACUGAUGAUCGUGAGUGGGGUGCUCGCAUGACAAAAUCAAGCUUGGUUCCUCCUGUUACGAGGAAAUAUGAAGUCAUUGAGGAAUAUGUUAUUGUAUCCAAUGAGGAGGAUGUGAGGCGGAAAAUGCAGGUUUCUUUACCAGAUGACUAUGUUGAGAAGUUUGAUUCUCAGAAGAAUGGAAUUGAGGAGGCUGAUAUGGAGCUCCCUGAAGUAAAGGAUUACAAGCCAAGGAAAAUGCUUGGAGAUGAAGUUAUAGAGCAAGAAGUUUACGGAAUUGAUCCCUAUAGUCACAACCUUUUACUGGAUUCCAUGCCAGAGGAGUUGGAUUGGCCUCUUUCGGAGAAGCAUUUGUUUAUUGAAGAUGUGCUCCUCUGCACAUUGAAUAAGCAAGUUAGGCAGUACACUGGGAGUGGAAAUACGCCUAUGAUAUAUCCUCUGCGCCCUGUUGUUGAAGAAAUCCUUAAUGCUGCUGAGGAGAAUGGUGAUGCGCGAACUAUGAAAAUGUGUCAAGGUAUAUUGAAAGCCAUAGACAGUCGACGUGAUGACAAAUAUGUUGCUUAUAGAAAGGGGCUUGGUGUCGUUUGUAACAAAGAAGGUGGUUUUGGAGAAGAAGAUUUUGUUGUGGAAUUUUUGGGGGAGGUUUAUCCUGUUUGGAAGUGGUUCGAGAAGCAAGACGGGAUUCGAUCUUUGCAGAAAAAUAAUAAAGAUCCAGCUCCUGAAUUUUACAACAUUUAUCUUGAGAGGCCCAAGGGUGACGCCGAUGGGUAUGAUUUAGUUGUUGUGGAUGCUAUGCAUAAAGCAAACUACGCAAGUAGAAUUUGUCACUCAUGCCGACCUAAUUGUGAAGCAAAAGUUACUGCUGUAGAUGGUCGUUACCAGAUUGGAAUCUACACUGUACGAGGAAUUCAAUAUGGGGAGGAGAUCACAUUCGACUACAAUUCUGUUACAGAGAGUAAGGAAGAAUACGAAGCAUCAGUUUGUUUGUGUGGCAGCCAAGUUUGCCGGGGAAGCUACUUGAAUUUGACAGGCGAAGGAGCUUUUCAAAAGGUGCUGAAGGACUGGCAUGGAAUUCUUGAUCGUCAUCAGUUAAUGUUGGAAGCUUGCGAGUCCAAUUCAGUAUCUGAGGAGGAUUAUCUUGACUUGGGAAGGGCUGGUUUAGGCAGUUGUUUGCUGGGUGGGUUGCCAGAUUGGGUGAUUGCAUAUUCGGCUCGCUUGGUGAGGUUUAUAAAUUUUGAAAGAACAAAGCUUCCUGAGGAGAUUUUAAAGCAUAAUUUGGAAGAAAAAAGGAAGUAUUUUUCAGAUAUUUGUCUUGAGGUUGAGAAGAGUGAUGCUGAGGUUCAGGCUGAGGGUGUGUACAACCAAAGGCUUCAGAAUUUGGCUGUUACUCUUGAUAAGGUGAGAUAUGUUAUGCGAUGCGUUUUUGGCAACCCAAAGAAUGCUCCACCUCCACUGGAGAGGUUGAGUCCUGAAGCAGCUGUUUCCUUUCUAUGGAAGGGAGAAGGAUCACUUGUUCAAGAGCUUCUUCAGAGCAUGGCUCCUCAUGUGGAGGAGCACUUGCUUAAUGAUCUCAAAACCAAAAUGCUUGCUCAUGAUCCAUUAAGUUCAGAUGACAUAUGGAAUGAACUUAAAAAAUCUUUACUUUGGUUGAGAGAUGAGGUGCGGAAUCUUCCCUGUACAUACAAGUCUCGGCACGAUGCUGCUGCUGACUUGAUCCAUAUUUAUGCUUACACACGGUGCUUCAUUAGAAUACGGGAAUACAAAACAGUAACUUCGCCACCAGUAUACAUUAGUCCACUUGACCUAGGCCCCAAGUACACUGAUAAACUGGGAUCGAGUUUUCAAGAGUAUUGCAAGACGUAUGGGGAGAAUUAUUGUUUAGGGCAGCUGAUUUUUUGGUAUAACCAGACAAGUGCAGAGCCAGAUUGUAGCCUGGCUAGAGCAAGUAGGGGCUGCUUGUCAUUACCUGACUUCGGGUCCUUUUAUGCCAAGGUUCAGAAACCUUCACGGCAGCGUGUUUAUGGCCCAAGGACUGUGAAAUUUAUGCUUACGAGUAUGGAGAAGCAGCCCCAGAAAUCUUGGCCCAAGGAUCGAAUAUGGUGUUUCAAUAGUUCUCCGAAAGUUUUUGGCAGUCCGAUGCUAGAUGCCGUUGUGAAUAAUUCUCAGUUGGACAGGGAAAUGGUGCACUGGUUAAAGCACAGACCUGCGAUAUAUCAGGCUAUGUGGGAUCGGUGAAGCAAGCUUUGGCAAGCGUCAGGAACCAGCAGUGGGAUUAGUGGCUAACUCUUGUUAAUUGUUUCGGAAUGAUUUUUCGAUUUUAUUUUUACAGCUGCCCCUUUUAAUGUGGGGGAGUUGGGUAAUCAUUCCAAAACAUGAUUCCUUCCGCUGCUUUCUCAUUCUUGUGUACAGUUCUUCAUCUUUGUAAUUUGUAAUUCAUUAUGUAGCCAGUAGAACAUUUGUUUUUUUUUUCUCCCUCUUCUAAUUUUAGAAAGAAAUGAAAGGAAAAAAGAGA
Molecule: messenger RNA, 7912 nt
Organism: Prunus avium (sweet cherry)
Lineage: Eukaryota; Viridiplantae; Streptophyta; Magnoliopsida; Rosales; Rosaceae
Gene: SDG2
Product: SET domain protein 2
Molecular function (GO): protein binding
Source: RefSeq, a predicted model, not a curated record